Molecule: messenger RNA, 3492 nt
Organism: Salarias fasciatus (jewelled blenny)
Lineage: Eukaryota; Metazoa; Chordata; Actinopteri; Blenniiformes; Blenniidae
Gene: rbm25a
Product: RNA binding motif protein 25a
Exons: 20
Coding region: 193-3069 (958 amino acids)
Biological process (GO): regulation of alternative mRNA splicing, via spliceosome
Cellular component (GO): spliceosomal complex
Molecular function (GO): mRNA binding
Source: RefSeq, a predicted model, not a curated record
GUGCUCUAUUUAUCGCUCUCUGAUCUGUCUCUGUGUUCCGUACCUUCUCGCAAGAUUUAUGACAGUUGAACAGGGAGUUCAUGAUCCGAGCCAACAUUCUGUCUGCCGUGAGUGAAUUAGUGUGCUGCCUCAGAGGGAAUCGCGUCGAUGGACAUGUGAGCGCCUUCUCUCGUCUGACCCAGACACGACGCGAUGACGUCCACGGCGAGAGACGCGGUGGCCUCGGUGGCCUCGCGGCUGUUCCCCAGGACCGGGUUCACCUCCACCAGGUCCAUGACCGACAGCAGACCUGCACCACAACAAGCAUCACAUCAGAAUAACAGACCCCAGGUCAGACCUCCGUUCACCGGCGUUCCUGUGGCGGGAGCUAGAGACGGGUCGAACGAAUCGAUGUCAAAGCUCAAGUGGAUGGGUCGCUGUUUUCUGUCCCAAAAGGUUCUGCUCGGGAUGUCGUUCCCUCCUUCCCUCAACCGCCAGCAGAUCGGCAUCCCGCAGUUGCCCCCCAGAAUCCCCCCUCCACAGUACGGGACCUUUGCCCCAGGAGUCCCCCCAGGCACUCCCAUAAUGCCAGUUCACAUGGGCGUCGUGACUCCCGCACCCACAGUCUUGGUCCCGACCGCAGUCGCUGUAGCGCAGAAGCCGAUGCUGAAGAAGGAUCACGGCGCCGUCAGAGCCAAGGACACGGACGACAGCGGCGGCCCCACCACCACCGUGUUCGUAGGAAACAUCUCCGAAAAGGCUUCUGACAUGUUGGUCAGGCAGCUGCUUGCGAAAUGUGGAAUAGUUCUGAGCUGGAAAAGAGUUCAAGGUGCCUCUGGGAAGCUUCAAGCUUUUGGCUUCUGUGAGUAUAAGGAGCCUGAAUCCACGCUGCGAGCCCUCAGACUUCUACACGAGCUGCUCUUAGGAGACAAGAAGCUGCUGGUCAAAGUCGAUGCCAAGACCAAAGCUCAGCUCGAUGAGUGGAAGGCGAAGAAGAAGAGUGCCAACGGGGAUGUCAGCAGUGGGUCAAAAAAUGGGGAUGAAGACGAGGAGGAGGAAGAGGUCCUGGAUGAGGAAACUGUGCGUCGGGACCAGGUCGUCAAGAGCGCGAUAGAAGUUCUCAUCCGAGAGUACUCGAGCGAGCUCAACGCUCCGUCGCAAGACCCCGACAGUCAGCCGCGCAAGAAACGCAAGGAGAAGAAAGAGGAGGAGGAUAUCAAUGCAAUGGAGAUGGAGGACGACAAGCGAGACUUGAUUUCCCGAGAGAUCAGUAAAUUCCGGGACACACACAAGAAACUGGAGGAGGAAAAAGGAAAGAAAGAGAAGGAGCGGCUGGAGCUGGAGAGAGAAAGGAGAGAGAGGGACAAAGAGCGAGAGCGCGAGAGGGAGCGACGGGACCGCGAGAAAGAGAAGGAGAGGGAGAGAGAGAGGGACAAGGAGCGGGAGCGAGACCGAGACCGGGACCGCGAACGGGAGAGGGAGCGCGAACGCGAGCGCACCAAGGAGCGGGAGCGGGAGAGAGAGCGAGAGAGGAGCCGAGACGCCAGCGAAGGCCGCAGCAGGUCCAGAGAGCGGGCCAGAGAAGAAAAAAAACGAGACCGCGAAGAAGAUGAAGAAGACCUGUAUGAACGACGGAGACUUGAAAGAAGGCUGAGAGACAAAGAGGCGGCUUACCAAGAACGGCUGAAAAACUGGGAGAUCCGUGAGAGGAAGAAAUCUCGGGACUACAGUAAAGAUACGGAAAGGGAGGAUGAGAGGCGUCGUGAAACGAUGAAAGAAGCCAAAAGAUUGAAAGAAUUCCUUGAAGAUUAUGACGACGACAGGGACGACCCAAAAUACUACAGGGGCAGCGCUCUGCAGAAGCGGCUCCGCGAUCGGGAGAAGGAGACGGAGCUGGACGAGCGAGACCGGAAGAGAGAGAAGGAGGAGCUGGAGGAGAUCAGACAGAGGCUCCUGGCCGAGGGUCACCCCGAUCCCGAUGCCGAGCUGCAGAGGAUGGAGGAGGAAGCAGAGCGCAGACGCCAGCCGCCUCUCAAACUGGAGCCGGAAGAGGAUGUGAUCAAGGAGAAAGCUCACCGGGAGCGGGAUCGAGACCGGGAGAGGGAGCGGGAGCGGGAUCGAGACAGAGAACGGGAACGGGAAAGAGAUCGGGAAAGGGAAAGGGAGCGGGAGCGAGAUCGGGAGCGCGAACGUGAGCGUGAACGGGAACGGGAGCGCGACCGCGAGCGGGACAAGAGGGGGUCGGCGAGGCCGGUGGAGCCGGCGCCUCGAGCCCCCCAGCCACAGCAUUCAGAGGAGGAGGCGGACGAAGCAGAGGACGACCACUACCGCGACGCCGAGGACUCCCAAGAAGCCAAACCACAGCCCAAACCCGUCAUGCGACCAAUCACCACGGCUCCCUCCGUGUCCUCGGCCAGCGGGAACGUGACUCCAAACACACCCAUGAAUGAAUCUCCCUGCGGCAUCAUCAUUCCCGGAGAAAACACUCCUGAGCUCCAGCCUCUAGAUGAGCACCGGCCCAAGAUCGGGCUCAGCCUUAAACUGGGUGCCACCAACAGCCCCAAUCAGCUGAGCGUCGCAAAGCGGAAGAAGCUGGCGACCGUGGAGAGCGUUUUCAACAAGUUCGACGACGAAGAGGCGGAUGAGCAGCCCCGCAAACGAAAGCUGGUCCCGCUCGACUACGGCGACGACGAUAAGAGUCUGGGGCUGGACGGGGCCGAGAUUUCAGGGGCCAAAGGCAGCAUCAACACAGAGGAGAAACGCAAGCAUAUAAAGAGCCUUAUUGAGAAGAUCCCCACUGCGAGACCCGAGCUGUUUUCUUAUCCUUUGGACUGGACCAUGGUCGACUCGACUCUGAUGGAUCGUCGCAUCAGACCAUGGAUUAAUAAGAAGAUCAUCGAAUACAUUGGCGAGGAAGAGCCCACUCUGGUUGAUUUUGUCUGUUCCAAGGUAAUGGCUCACAGCACUCCUCAGGGGAUUCUUGAUGAUGUUGCUAUGGUUCUCGAUGAAGAAGCAGAAGUCUUCAUAGUGAAAAUGUGGAGGUUGUUGAUAUAUGAAACAGAAGCCAAGAAGAUCGGACUGGCGAAAUGAAGACCUCGUGUCUCUCUGACUGAUUUUUAAAGCUGGCGAUUGUUUUUUUUUUCUUUUCUGUCUUUCUUUCUUUUUUUCUGUCCAUCAGACAGUGAACGAGCCCAUAUGCCCUCCAUUCCAUCAGCAAGGAGCUGCUGCCUUGUGUGCGUUUGUGUGAGUGUAUGUCUGUGUGUGUGUGUGUGUGUGUGUGUGUGUGUGUGUGUGUGUGUGUGCGCGCGUGCGUGUGUGAGGGAAGAGACGUUUUUACACAAACAUGCUGCAUGAGGAAACUUUGGUUGUACUCUUUCUCUUUGUUGUCACCCAUCUGUUCCAUUAUGUUGGACACUCUGCUUUGAUUCAAUGGUUUUAUGAGGAGGCACUGCUCCAGUGUGUGAACUAAUGAAUAAAUAUGCUUUUUUUUUAAGAAAUGAAGCGUCUUUCCUA